Messenger RNA from Linum tenue, 218 nucleotides. NCBI's taxonomy places the organism in Eukaryota, Viridiplantae, Streptophyta, Magnoliopsida, Malpighiales, Linaceae. The record is from the annotation of a GenBank genome assembly.
GGAAGUUCAACGAGGGUGUGGGCAUCUGAAGCGACCACAUCGGCGGCAACGACGCAGCAGUACGACGGUCGAGUAGCAGAGGCGUUGGGUCUGCUAGGUCAAGUCUUUUCAGGAUGUCCCGGCUUUCCACGAUGUCUGCCACGGAAAGGCGCAAAGUGAUUGUUGCUAUUAGUGCAUUUUGGAACCUUGUAAUGAUUUAUGUCAAUUUAGGAAUGGAG